Messenger RNA from Dovyalis caffra, 1047 nucleotides. Lineage: Eukaryota; Viridiplantae; Streptophyta; Magnoliopsida; Malpighiales; Salicaceae. The record is from the annotation of a GenBank genome assembly.
AUGGCCGGACAAACAAUUCUUGUGACUGGUGGAGCUGGAUUUAUUGGCACUCAUACAGUAGUGCAGCUUCUAAAGGAAGGUUUUAAGGUUUCCAUCAUUGACAAUCUUGAUAAUUCUGUCAUUGAAGCUGUUGAGCGUGUUAAGGAAUUGGUGGGUCCGCAGCUUUCUAAGAAUCUUGAAUUCAAUCUGGGUGAUCUUAGAAAUAAGGAUGAUUUGGAGAAGUUGUUUUUAAGAACCAAAUUCGAUGCUGUGAUCCAUUUUGCUGGUCUCAAGGCAGUUGGGGAGAGUGUUGCUAAUCCACGCCGAUAUUUUGACAAUAAUCUGGUUGGCACUAUCAAUCUCUAUGAAGUUAUGACAAAAUACAAUUGCAAGAAGAUGGUAUUCUCAUCAUCUGCAACUGUUUAUGGCCAACCGGAAAAAAUUCCAUGCGUUGAGGACUUCAAGCUAAUGGCAAUGAAUCCUUAUGGACGGACUAAGCUUUUCCUCGAAGAAAUUGCUCGAGAUAUUCAAAAGGCAGAACCAGAAUGGAGUAUCAUUUUACUUAGAUACUUCAACCCUGUGGGAGCUCACGAGAGUGGUAAACUUGGUGAAGAUCCCAAGGGUAUCCCAAACAAUCUCAUGCCCUACAUACAACAAGUAGCUGUUGGCAGACUUCCUGAGCUUAAUGUAUAUGGUCAUGACUAUCCCACAAAGGAUGGUAGUGCGGUCAGAGAUUAUAUCCAUGUUAUGGACUUAGCAGAUGGUCAUGUUGCUGCUCUUCGGAAGAUUUUUACAACAAAGGAUAUAGGUUGUAUUGCAUACAACCUGGGAACUGGACGUGGAACAUCUGUGCUUGAAAUGGUUACUGCAUUUGAAAAAGCUUCUGGCAAGAAAAUCCCCGUCAAGUUAUGUCCAAGAAGGCCUGGAGAUGCUACAGCUGUUUAUGCUUCUACAGAGAGAGCUGAGAGAGAACUUGGCUGGAAGGCAAAAUACGGUGUAGAGGAGAUGUGCAGGGACCAAUGGAAAUGGGCAAGCAAUAAUCCAUGGGGUUACCAGUCAAAGCGUUGA